Molecule: messenger RNA, 962 nt
Organism: Lactuca virosa
Lineage: Eukaryota; Viridiplantae; Streptophyta; Magnoliopsida; Asterales; Asteraceae
Source: the annotation of a GenBank genome assembly
CUAGAGGGCCAAGUCAAGGCUCGAUGUUGUAUCAUGUAUGACAUGUCACAACGCCGCUACCGCUAGGUCAGUUAUCGUCUUCAGCGAUUCUCUAUGUUUUUGCCGAGAUGAAUUCAUGAUACACAGUGCAAAAUUACUUGGCCCUGCUAGUAGUUUAGGAAAAGAUGGCGCACACUAUAAGGUUUCUUCAGCUAAUUAGAGCUGGAACGACGACAAAAUCUCUAGCGUCAGUUCUUCCUCCUCGAAUUCCCCUAAAAUUUCAACCUUUCACGAGCUUGAUGGAAAGUUUCGAGUCAACAUCUGGACGAUGCACUCGUCCCUCGAUCAUCGACUGGAAGUUGCACGUGCAGAGAUAUUUUCAUACGACGAAAUCGUGUAAUAUAGGUCAUGAAUUUAGCAUCGGGAGGCUAUUAGGUGUAUCAGCUGUACUAGGAUCUUUCUUCCUUCGGCCACGCCUUGCACACUGUGUAGAUGGUUAUGCGAGUUCAGUAGAUGAUCAUAAUAGCAUGGGCAUGUUGGGUGAAUCAGAGAGCGAUGAUAAUCCACAUUAUUUUAUGAUUUUUGCAAAGAAGCUGAUGGUGCCAAUUGCUCUACUCUUAAUUGUGUGGAUGAAUUGGAAUUAUCCGGUUGCUCUUGGAGUUAAAGUGGUGCUCACUCUUCUCAGCACAAAGCCCAGCCCUUUCUCGGUUUAUGUAUUCAUUGAACAGUUGCAACAACAAUACAGGGGCCAGCAUCCCUUCUUACACAAAUUCAAGUCAUUAUAUGCGAAAAAAGUGGAGGUUGAUGAUUACACGGUGUUGUGUAUCGCAAAGGUUGAAAUAGGAGAUCAAAAAUAUACCCUUCUUGGAAUCCUGGGUGGCUGGUGGGUUUUCGAAAUGACAUCUUUGAGGAGUGCUCUUUCUGGAUUUAGGACCAAAACCCUAGAAAUACUACAAACCGCUGUAGUGUUUGGUACGAGGUAA